UAAACACCCCCAAGAUAUUGUCUAAAGGAAUCCCAAAAUCAUAUUUCCGUCAAUCUCCCUCCCAUCUUUCUUCUGCAGCUCAUAGAAAUUUCCACCACCGGCAGCAGUCCACAAGCUAUUAUUAGAUCACUUACAUACACUCGCACAGCACAGAGUCAUUUGCUUAUCAACAAUGGCUUCGAUCCAGUUCACACUGUCUCCUACUUCCUCCAUCCGCUCCUCACCGUCCUUUGCCGGUUCUCCUGCAAACCCCAUCACGCCCCAAUACUCCUCUACCCCCACAAAGGAUCUCUCCUCCUACUGCAAGCUAUCGUCAAGGCAAAAGAAUGUGAUCAAGAGGAAUGGCAGCAGAAACCUGGUUUCUACAGUGAGGUCGAGCUUGGACACGGCGGGUCCCACUUCCGCUGUUGGACAGGUCACUGAGGUCACCAAGGACACCUUCUGGCCCAUCGUUAACUCAUCCGGGGAUAAGACUGUCGUCCUCGACAUGUACACCCAAUGGUGUGGCCCUUGCAAGUUAAUAGCUCCAAAGUACAAGGAAUUAUCCCAGAAGUAUGAUGAUGUUGUGUUCUUAAAACUUGAUUGCAACCAAGAAAACAAGCCGUUGGCAAAAGAGCUUGGCAUAAAGGUAGUACCGACCUUCAAGAUUCUCAAGCAAGGCAAGAUCGUAAAGGAAGUCACCGGGGCCAAAUUCGAUAAUUUAGUUAUUGCCAUUGAGAGUGUCAGAUCCGCCAGCUGAAUCUCCUUUCUAUUAUUCCCUCUCGUGUAAACCAUUCUGCUUCGAAAUAAUUACUCUUCCUCUGUGUGUACUUAUUUAAUGUUGUACGGGUGGAAAUGAAAUGGUUUAAACCUAUCACAGGAUUUUUGUU
Molecule: messenger RNA, 869 nt
Organism: Populus nigra (black poplar)
Lineage: Eukaryota; Viridiplantae; Streptophyta; Magnoliopsida; Malpighiales; Salicaceae
Product: thioredoxin F-type, chloroplastic-like
Exons: 3
Coding region: 173-739 (188 amino acids)
Source: RefSeq, a predicted model, not a curated record